CGCUCUCGCAGCUCCACGCUCUGUCCGCCCGCCCUCCCGCUCCCUUGCUUGCUCGCGCUUUCCUUGCGGAUCGAAGAGACUGGCUACAGCUUGUGGCUAGGGAGGCAGACGGAGGCCGCAGCUCAGGGAAAGUGAAGCUGCAGUAGUAGUAGUAGUAGGAAGAUGUCGGGCGAAGACGAGCAGCAGGAGCAGACUAUCGCCGAGGACCUGGUCGUGACCAAGUAUAAGAUGGGGGGCGACAUCGCCAACCGGGUACUUCGAUCUUUGGUGGCAGCUUCCAGCUCAGGUGUGUCGGUACUGAGCCUGUGUGAGAAAGGUGAUGCCAUGAUUAUGGAAGAGACAGGAAAAAUUUUCAAGAAAGAAAAGGAAAUGAAGAAAGGUAUUGCUUUUCCCACCAGCAUUUCGGUAAAUAACUGUGUGUGUCACUUCUCCCCUUUGAAGAGUGACCAGGACUAUAUACUCAAGGAAGGUGACUUGGUAAAAAUUGACCUGGGGGUCCAUGUGGAUGGCUUCAUUGCUAAUGUGGCUCACACUUUUGUAAUUGGUGUCACUCAGGGGACCCAGGUGACCGGGCGGAAAGCAGAUGUUAUUAAGGCCGCUCACCUCUGUGCCGAAGCUGCCUUACGACUAGUCAAACCUGGAAACCAGAACACACAAGUGACAGAAGCCUGGAACAAAGUUGCUCACUCAUUUAAUUGCACACCAAUAGAAGGUAUGCUGUCACACCAGUUGAAGCAGCAUGUGAUUGAUGGAGAGAAGACCAUUAUCCAGAAUCCUACAGACCAGCAGAAGAAGGAUCAUGAAAAGGCAGAGUUUGAGGUACAUGAAGUUUAUGCUGUGGAUGUCCUGGUCAGCUCAGGAGAAGGCAAGGCCAAAGAUGCAGGACAGAGAACCACCAUUUACAAACGAGACCCCUCUAAACAGUAUGGCCUGAAAAUGAAAACUUCACGUGCCUUUUUCAGCGAGGUGGAGAGGCGUUUUGAUGCCAUGCCCUUUACUUUAAGAGCAUUUGAAGAUGAGAAGAAGGCUCGAAUGGGUGUGGUAGAGUGUGCCAAACAUGAGUUACUACAACCAUUUAAUGUUCUCUAUGAGAAGGAGGGUGAAUUUGUUGCCCAGUUUAAAUUUACAGUUCUCCUUAUGCCCAAUGGCCCCAUGCGGAUAACCAGUGGUCCGUUUGAGCCUGACCUCUACAAGUCUGAGAUGGAAGUCCAGGAUGCCGAAUUAAAGGCUCUUCUCCAAAGUUCUGCAAGUCGAAAAACCCAGAAAAAAAAGAAAAAGAAGGCCUCCAAGACUGCAGAGAAUGCCACCAGUGGAGAAACAUUAGAAGAGAAUGAAGCUGGGGACUGAGGUGGGUCCCUAUCCCCAGCUUGUCAUUCCUGCCUCCCUUCCCACGGCACCCCAGGCUCUGUGAAGUGCAGUUCGUCUUCUCCACCCAAGACCACCAGCAGAGCAGGGUCUUCUGCCCUCAUCCCUGUUUCCCCACCCACCCAUCCACUCCUUCCAACAAAAAACCAGCACCAACUGACUCUGGUGUUGGGAGGCCAGGCUUCCCAGCCACUGAAGACUACUUUCAGUAGAAAAAGAAAUUGAAUAAUAAAAUCAGGAGUCAAAA
This is a messenger RNA of Psammomys obesus (fat sand rat), 1612 nucleotides long. RefSeq names its product proliferation-associated 2G4 (gene Pa2g4). The coding region runs from base 163 to 1347 and encodes 394 amino acids. Lineage: Eukaryota; Metazoa; Chordata; Mammalia; Rodentia; Muridae. The transcript has 13 exons. The record is from RefSeq and is a predicted model, not a curated record.